Molecule: messenger RNA, 1476 nt
Organism: Mugil cephalus (flathead mullet)
Lineage: Eukaryota; Metazoa; Chordata; Actinopteri; Mugiliformes; Mugilidae
Gene: jmjd4
Product: jumonji domain containing 4
Exons: 6
Coding region: 1-1296 (431 amino acids)
Biological process (GO): positive regulation of translational termination; protein hydroxylation; negative regulation of gene expression
Cellular component (GO): cytoplasm; nucleus
Molecular function (GO): histone H4R3 demethylase activity; sequence-specific DNA binding
Source: RefSeq, a predicted model, not a curated record
AUGGAUCGGGAGGCGUACCGCAACUGCAGCAGCCUUGUCAAAAUACCGAGACAGUCCUAUGAGCAGUUUUGGUCUUCACAUUUUCUAGAUUACAUUGACAAGGAGCUCAGCUACUCAAAGUUUUUCAGGAAAUACUUGCUUCCCAAUCACCCGUGUAUGUUUUCAAGAAGGUUCACAGAGGACUGGAAGUGUAGAAAACAGUGGGUCACUGAGGAGGGGAAACCUAAUUUCCAGAAAUUGCUUCAAGAGUUUGAUGAAACUCCUGUUCCUGUUGCAAAUUGCAAUGCAAAGGAAUAUAAUGCCAACCCUAAACAAGUCAUGCCUUUCAAAGAAUUUAUACACUACUGGAAGGAAUACAUCCAGAAUGGACACUCAUCACCCAAAGGAUGCCUCUAUCUUAAAGACUGGCAUAUGUCAAGGGACUUUCCAGAACACAGUGUUUACACCACACCAGUCUUUUUUUCUUCUGACUGGCUAAAUGAAUACUGGGAUACACUUGAAGUGGACGACUACCGGUUUAUCUACAUGGGGCCUAAAGGCUCAUGGACCCCGUUCCACGCCGACGUUUUCCGUUCCUACAGCUGGUCUGCGAACAUCUGUGGCAGGAAGAAGUGGCUGCUGUAUCCUCCGGGUCAGGAGGACUUUUUACGAGACACUCACGGGAACCUACCUUACGACGUUACAUCAGCUGAACUUCAGGACACGGGCCUGUACCCUCACUCCGAAGAAGCCUGCCAGCCUCUUGAGAUUAUUCAAGAAGCUGGUGAAAUCAUUUUUGUGCCCAGCGGCUGGCAUCAUCAAGUUUAUAAUCUGGAGGACACCAUCUCCAUUAAUCAUAAUUGGCUGAAUGGCUGCAACAUUGACAUCAUGUGGCAGUUUCUUCAGAAUGAGCUGUCAUCUGUUCAGAAAGAGAUAGACGAGUGGAGGAACACAAUGGAUUCGUGGCAUCAGCACUGCCAGGUGAUCAUGAAGGCCUGCUCUGGUAUCAAUUAUGGGGAAUUUGCCUCCUUCCUGAAAAUCAUUGCCGACAACCGAAUGUCUUUCCUGAACGCUUGCUCCUCCGGGGAAUCCUCCGAUUACUCGCGGCACCUUUCAGAGACGCUCACCACACUCGGCCCUUACCAUGCUGCCUUUGACCUACAAAGAGUGGCCCACGUAAUUGAAUGCCUACUGUGCAACGAAGACUUUAAGCGGCUCGAUCAUUCAGCGCUGACGUUACAGCCAGAAACCAUGUUACAGCAAAUUCGAGACACCAUACAGUCCACCAGGGGGCAGCAUCUCCUCUACCAGGAGUAAGUCUCACUGACGUUGUCACCAUCUGGAAAUGGCUUGACUGAAAAGUGCCAAGUUGUGCAGAGAUAAGGUUGUUUCCAGAACUUUAGCUUGAGCAGAAUGGCAUCAAUCUUAAAUGUUGCUUGUGAAUGUCUGCAUUUAGUUUUUGCACUGACUGGAGAAAUAAAAAAAAAUACAAAUCUC